Sipha flava (yellow sugarcane aphid) is the source of this 748-nucleotide messenger RNA. RefSeq names its product U6 snRNA-associated Sm-like protein LSm8. Bases 254 to 544 code for a protein of 96 amino acids. Gene Ontology annotation, molecular function: RNA binding. Lineage: Eukaryota; Metazoa; Arthropoda; Insecta; Hemiptera; Aphididae. The transcript is spliced from 5 exons. Gene Ontology annotation, cellular component: precatalytic spliceosome; U6 snRNP; U4/U6 x U5 tri-snRNP complex. Gene Ontology annotation, biological process: mRNA splicing, via spliceosome. The record is from RefSeq and is a predicted model, not a curated record.
CUUAUCACCGCACUAACACUGCAAACAAGUAAACCGCGAUUUGAUUUUAAGUACCUAAGUAUCUAUUUAGAAAUAUUAUGUUUUGUGUUUGAAGCAUUUCAGAAAAUAGUUAUCGUAUUAUGUUCUUGUGAACGUGAUCUUAUUUUAAUUUUAUAUCUAAGGUUUAUUUAUUUUUCGUCUCAAAUCAUUUCGUCCAUUUGUGUGAGUGAAUUUCAAUUCUAAUUGAGAUUUUUUUGUAUUUCUGAGAAAUACAAUGAGUUCGGGAUUAGAGAGCUAUGUUAACCAUACAGUUUCUAUUAUAACAUCUGAUGGCAGAAACUUUGUGGGAACACUUAAAGGAUUCGAUCAGACUAUAAAUAUAAUUUUAGAUGACAGCCAUGAACGAGUUUACAGCCCAAAUCAAGGUGUUGAACAAAUUGUGUUAGGUUUACAUCUUAUUCGUGGUGACAAUGUAGCUAUAAUUGGUGAAGUAGAUGAAACAAUGGAUUCAUCAAUUGAUUUGAGUGCAAUCAGAGCAGAACCUAUCGGAUCAGUUGUAUUUUAAGAAAUUCAUCAAAAUUAUCAUACUUAUUAUGAAUGAUUUAAUAAAUCGAUUCUUUUAUAUUAAGUUACUGCUACUAUUAUAAUUAUGAUAGUAAUAUAAAUGUAAGGACAAAUUUGUGUUUUUUUAUUUGACUAAAGUAACAUGUAUUUCACUAUUUUCACUAAUACUGUUUUCAUUGAUGUAAUGUGUAUGUACUAAAAACUU